GAUGCCUCGGACUUCAGUUUGACUUUGACAAUCAAAUGAGUUUUCAAGCUUUAAUGUAUCAAGCAUAGCUCCAUGAGCACUCCCCGGCAUUCAAAUCAAAACUGUUGAUUCAAUGAUUUUUCAAUUUACAUACCUGGAACUUUCUUUCGGUCAAUGAUUUGCUUCGUACACUUCGAAGGAAAGGGAUGUAGACACGAUAGAAGAUACCGGCGAAAUAGUCGAUAAGUUAUUGCUGUUUGUCUUCUGAAAUGUCAUCGUAUCACCAUCUCGGGAAGGUUAUCUGGGCCCCAAGAAAAUACACAAUACACAAGCCCAAGUCCGAACCUUGCAGCCCAUUAGAUCGACGCAGUAUCGCAAUACAGGCUAUGCAAUGGAGCGAGGGACCAUCAUUAUCUUUCCUAAAAUUUAUUCAGUAUAUCUGGGUGCCUAUUUCAUUCGGUGUGAUAAAACAUGUUCAGGCGACCUUUUUACUUCGCUCUCGCUGCAAUUUUUGCCUAUAUAGCAUAUUUAUAUGCCGGAACAUCAACACAGAGCGAAGAAAGCACCGCUAAAAAAACUGGAAAAUUUCCCGGAAAGAAUAAUACUGUUUUACUUAUCACCAAUAGUGAACACGGAUUAGCAAAUGUCUUUUUGGCAACUAGUCAUGCUUUGCUAGUCGAAUACAAUGAUCUGGAUAUUCAUUUCUUGUCAUUUGAGAAGCUAAAGAACGACAUCACUACUAUUUCCAAAUUUGCACGAGAUGCAGGAAGUAAAAAAGCUAUUACUUUCCACGAGUUGAAAGGACUAUCAUUUUCAGAUUCUUUCAACAGUGAUGGUUUUGACGUUGAUGCGGCCAUCAAUGGACCUGGAAUUGCUGAUUUAAACAGAUUUGCCAGUAAUGUGGAAACAUGGCUGAUGCCCUGGACAGGUCCUGAUCAUCUUGGUAUCUAUAAAGAAGUAUCUGAUAUAUUAGAUGCUGUAGAUCCGGCUGUUGUAGCUGUUGAUCCAUUGUUUGGUCCUGCCAUCGAUGCUGUGAGAGCUCAGGGACGCAACCAUGCUAUUAUCUCGCCGAACACUUUAAAGGAUACUCUCGCACAAUUUCAACCUUGGGGAGCUAUACUUUGGAAAUAUCCAGUUAUAAGUUCAGCAUUUCCAUAUCCAGUGCCCUGGUACCUCAUCCCUUCGAACAUAUACAGGAACCUCCGUCUCACGUACAGCGUGUUAGUUGGCGCGACUAUCUCUUACAAGCGUGCAUAUCUCAAAGAAAACGGAAUCGCAAACCCCUUGGAUUUUUCCACCGUCUAUCAUAAAGACUAUCUAUGGUUAACCCAAAGUUCUGAAGAAAUCGAUUAUCCUUUUGAUGUCAUUCCCGAAAAUGUAGUCCAAUGCGGACCGAUCUUCCUCUCCACAGCACCAGCCUCAGAACAAGAUCCAGAAUUAUCUGAAUGGCUUAAAAAUUCUCCAACGGUAUUGAUAAACCUAGGAAGUACAGCAAACUACGACCUCAAUACCGCAACCGAAAUGGCAAAAGCAAUCAGAAUUCUACUCGACAACACUAACGUCCAGGUAUUAUGGAAAUUUAACAAACGUCACCCAUUCACCGAUGAAUUUCUUGCUAUAAUCUCUCCGGAUCUCGAAUCAGGACGUGUCAGAAUGUCCAAAUGGAUAAAUGUUGAUCCAGCCGCAUUGUUAGAGACAGGAAAUAUCAUCGCUUCAGUUCAUCACGGAGGAGCGAAUUGUUUCCACGAAGCUAUUGGAACGGGGAUCCCUCACGUGGUUCUUCCCAUGUGGGCCGAUCUUUAUGAUUUCGCAGUGAGGGCUGAGUACCUGGGUGUGGGGGUUUGGGGUAGUAGGAAGGCGGCUCCUUAUUGGAAAGCCGACGAAUUAAGCGCUGCAUUUUUGCAAGUCGUAGGGGAUAGCGAAGAAGCUAUUUCAAUGCGCAAAAAAGCAAGAGAAUUAAGUUUGCCAUACAAGGCAAAACCAGGUCGUAUAACCGCAGCUCAUGAACUGGCAAAAUUAGCACGAUUCCCGACCUCAUCACUAUGAUUGAGGACCCGAGAGCCAAACAAAACAAAACAAUUUUCAUUGUGAAUAACUUUUGCAUAAUAAAAUGAAGAGCA
Molecule: messenger RNA, 2099 nt
Organism: Botrytis cinerea B05.10
Lineage: Eukaryota; Fungi; Ascomycota; Leotiomycetes; Helotiales; Sclerotiniaceae
Exons: 4
Coding region: 451-2025 (524 amino acids)
Molecular function (GO): UDP-glycosyltransferase activity
Source: RefSeq, a predicted model, not a curated record